AUGAAUAAAAAUAACAAUAAGGAUAAUAGUCAUUUAAUACCUAAUCAUAUAGUAGAUCUAAAUCUAUAUACUACCAACCAGAACCAAUUCCAAAAACUUACUCAUCAACAUAAUUCUCUGUUUAAUUCUAAUUCAUAUUUGGAUAACCCUAUGCUUCCAGAAAAUUAUAACACUGACAAUAGUAUCAAUAAGCCUGCCAUUAACUCUGACAAGUAUAUUUUUAUAGCAAAUAGAAGAGUGUCCAUGGCAUGCGAUUAUUGUAGAAAAAGAAAAAUCAAGUGUGGUCCUACUGAUUUAGUCAUGGAUAAAUGUAACAAUUGUAUUAAAUAUAAUGUUAAUUGUAAAUUUCCAAAUAGACAUAAUAUAUCGUCUAAGAAUAAAACAACAAGUACAAAUACAGAUACAAAGAACUAUACCAACACUGUAACUAAUAAUAAUAAUAAUAAUAAUAAUAAUAAUAAUAAUAAUAAUAAUAAUAAUAAUAAUAAUAAUAAUAAUAAUAAUAAUAAUAAUAAUAAUAAUAAUAAUAAUAAUAAUAAUGAAAGUAACAAUAUCCAAACAAAAUAUUUUAAUAAUUCAAAGAAUACAAUUAAAUCGAAUUCCGGAAUAAUCAAAAAGGUUCAAAAAUUUUUCCCUGCUCCAGAUUAUCGAAAUUCUUCAAUUAAUUCAAAGUUCAAAAUAUUAGAUGGAAAGAUAUCAGAUAUGAUAGACAAUAUGGCAAGAAUCGAAUGGUUGUUAAGUAAAGUUAUUCAAAGUCAGUCAAUAACUAACCAUAGAAAUACUGUUAAUUUGGAUUGCGGUCCGGAUGCUUACAAAUGUAUUGAUAAAAGACUUUUAGCUAAAUACAAACAGUAUAACACAUCUAUUUUAACAGCUAAAAGCUUACAAUGGGUUAAAGAUAAAACUACACCUGACCUAAGUACUGAAAAAUUCGUCUCACCAUUGACCAAAAUCCUUUCUGAAUCUUUGAAAUGGUAUAUUAUACAAAAUAAAAAUUUAAUAGACUUCUCAUCUCAAAAUAUGCUGUCAUCAAAUACAAAAGUCUUUCCUUUACCAUCAAAAGAGCAAUCUAAAAGAUUAUUGGAAAAUUUUUAUAGUACAAUAAUUUCAUCUUCCACAGGAUUGAUUACAUUGGAACAAUGUUUCGAUUUAAUUGAAAGAUAUUAUGAUAACACGAAAGCUCCAUUAUCUUACCCUGAAUCCCUUCUAUUGAAUGUAUGUCUUUGUGCAGGUGCUAAUGCAACUGAAGCAUUACUCAUAAACGAAAUAGAUUUUAUUAGAAAAGAUAGACAUAAUCCAUCUAGUUCAGAAUUAAUUAUCAUUGAAAAUAAUAUGUUGCUAAAUGCCAUGCAUUAUUAUCAUAGAUUAUCUAUGGUUUGCUCUGGUCUUCCUACGAUUCAAGCUUUGCUUUUAUUGACCAGAUAUUUAGCAGACAACUUCACUAUUGAAAUAGCUGAUGAUGUUUUAACAACAGCAAUUCGGUUUGCUGUGGAUCUAAGGUUGGGAUUUCAAUCAUAUUAUGAGGAUAUAUCGAACGAGGAAUAUAUAGAAAGGGGGAAAUUAUGGUGGCAUUGUUUUUGUAUCGAUAAGAAAUAUUCUUUAAUUCUUUCCAGACCUCCUUUAUUAAAAAUAACAGAAAUGGACUUUUUAACAGAUGAAAAAUAUUAUGAAUUUAUUAAAAAUGAGAUCUUACCUAAAUUUGCUGAUAUGGACACUGAAAAAAUUGGACAAAUAAACGAUUUGCAAAAGGCAUUAGAUGUAAUUGUUACAAAGUGUGAUUAUAUGUCAUUCUUUAUAUCAUAUUACUUUUACAAAGUGGUCAAAAUUGAAAUGAAUCUAUUUGAAACAUGUUUCUCUUCUAACAUGACAACUCAUUGCACCUUUAAUGAUACCAUUAAUAAAAUUGUGGAAAUACAGAAGUCUCUCGUAGAUUGGAAGGAAAAUUUGCAUGUGUGCAUAAAAUUAAACACUUAUAGACAAUAUUUAUGCUCUAUAUUUACACAGUCGAAGACAGAGAAUCCUGCAUUUGCAUUUGAACUUGCAUGUUCCAGAAUAAUUAAUUGCCAUUUUAGACAUCUUUAUCUUGUCAUUAUACUGAAUCUAUUUGCUGUUUCCUUCUUAGAAGAUAAUAAAGAACAAUUUGCUGGAGAAUUGGAAAGCCUCCCAAUUACAAUAUCAUUGUGUUCUGAUAAUUAUAGAAAUGCUUGUAUAGAAAUGCUACAGAUAUUUUUGACCACAAACUAUCAUCCUCAUAGGUUCAAUGAGUCAAUGUAUCAUUUAUUUACAGGAUUUUAUCUUUUGAUACUGGACAUUAUAAAAAGUAUUGACGAAUCCAAUAUAUCGGAUGUUUCAAAUAAUAUUUCCUUGUUAGAAACAUGUCAUAAACAUAUAUUAGGGGAAAAUUAUGAAUAUUUAACAAUCAGGAAUGUUAAAUGGCAAGUGUCAAUCUUUUUUUUCACGUUUUUGAUGAAAUACGUAAAUAUCAAAUAUAACAGUAUUAACUGUAGUUAUAAAGAUAAACUUCGUAGUGAUGAUUCUUAUUAUGACGACAUUUUAUCACGUAUUUCGAAGAAAAUAAGUCAAUUGAAAAAGAAUUGUUGUGAAAGAUUAUAUGAAAAUGUCCAGAAUGAUAUUAAACCUGAUAAUCAUCAGCAAAAUGCCACAUGGACAAAGUUACAAAGUAGCAAUGAAACUGGUGGAACAAAUCAUACGCAAAUUGAUGAAUAUAAUAUUAGUAUCUUUGGUGAAUUGACACCUAAAAUGUUAAAAGUGUUAGACUCUGAUAUGCUCUUUAACUCAAGGCAAUUCACGGAUAGAGCAAAUUUUAAUAAAGAAUCUUUGUUUCCAAUAAAUGACAAUUCUUGUUUCGCUGAAUUCUCUGAAAGUUUUGAUAAUUCUUCUAUAAACCCCUCCUUAAUAUCAAAGGCUGGUGCUAGUAACUGUGAAAUUAUACAAUACUUGCCAUUUGGCGAUCUUUAUUUUGAUAGAGAAUUCUAUUUCAUGGAAAUUUUCAAAAUUUACAAUUCUCGGUAA
Messenger RNA from Arxiozyma heterogenica, 3033 nucleotides. RefSeq names its product Hal9p (gene HAL9). Lineage: Eukaryota; Fungi; Ascomycota; Saccharomycetes; Saccharomycetales; Saccharomycetaceae. Gene Ontology annotation, molecular function: DNA-binding transcription factor activity, RNA polymerase II-specific; DNA binding; zinc ion binding. Gene Ontology annotation, biological process: regulation of DNA-templated transcription; DNA-templated transcription. The transcript has a single exon. The coding region runs from base 1 to 3033 and encodes 1010 amino acids. The record is from RefSeq and is a predicted model, not a curated record.